This is a messenger RNA of Paraglomus occultum, 963 nucleotides long. NCBI's taxonomy places the organism in Eukaryota, Fungi, Glomeromycota, Glomeromycetes, Paraglomerales, Paraglomeraceae. The record is from the annotation of a GenBank genome assembly.
AUGCAUUCUAAAGUCGUGAUUAUCGGGUCUGGCCCAGCUGGCCAUACCGCGGCCUUGUAUUUGUCUAGGGCAACUCUGGAACCCGUCAUGUAUGAAGGUUUCUUGGCUAAUGGAAUUGCCGCUGGUGGACAGCUCACCACAACAACGGACGUCGAGAACUAUCCCGGCUUCCCCAAUGGUAUCGGAGGCACAGAAAUGAUGGAUCUAUUCCGCGAACAAAGUGCCAAGUUUGGUACCAAAAUCAUAACAGAAACUGUCGCAAAGGUUGAUCUCUCGUCGCGUCCAUUUAAAUAUUGGUGCGAGUAUAAGGAAAAUCAAGAACCCGACACAGCCGAUUCAAUUAUUAUUGCGACUGGUGCUGCUGCCAAACGACUAAACUUGCCCGGCGAAGACACUUAUUGGCAGAAAGGUAUUUCUGCCUGUGCCGUGUGUGAUGGUGCUGCACCCAUAUUUCGCCAAAAGGCGCUUGUAGUGAUCGGAGGCGGUGAUUCUGCAGCUGAAGAAGCAAUGUUUCUUAGUCGAUACGCUUCACACGUAUAUGUAAUCGUACGUCGCGACGUGCUUCGAGCAUCCAAGGUCAUGGCAAAUCGUCUUCUUUCUCAUGAAAAGGUAACAGUUAUAUGGAAUCAUGUGCCAAUCGAAGCCAAAGGAGAUGGCAGUCUCUUGAACUGUGUUCGUAUCAAACAUACAAAAACUGGAGAAGUGAGAGAUCUCGAGGCUAGUGGCUUAUUCUAUGCCAUUGGACACGAGCCUGCUACUAAACUCGUAAAGGGACAGUUAAAAUUAGAUCAAGAUGGUUAUAUUGUUACCGAACCUGAUACCACUUACACCAGCGUUGAAGGUGUCUUUGCCGCAGGUGAUGUUAAGGAUAAGAAGUAUCGCCAGGCGAUCACUAGCGCAGGAUCUGGAUGCAUGGCUGCCCUUGAUUGUGAACGAUGGUUAGCCGAGACACUAGGCGAAUAG